GGUAUUACAUGUACAGUGGAAGCGGUAAUGACGCUUUGGUUUACGCAAAGAGGGAAUAGACCUUUUAAGAGGCCUCGUCGUUGAUAGCCGCUCUUAUGAGACACGAACGCGCUGUUUAACUGUUAUUUUUACAGUGUGAAAUUACAGAGCGCGCGCGAAAGGUCCCCGUCGCUGUCACGACGGGCUGUAAUUGCGCUGGAUGCGCCGCUGCUUAAAAGGCGCCGCCGAUGACGCCGCGGAGGAGGUUCGACCGGCAGGACUUUCCCCGCCGAUUGUCGGUUUCCUGUGGGACAGAGACAGCGAGAGGCAGUGAGACAAAGGGGAGCAGCCCGACCUGCCUCCUCAAAUAUCCCGGACGCCCGAGCGCUGCUCAGACGCGCCUUCAAGUCCGAGAGUCGGAUCGAUAGAAACCCGUGUUCUCUCUGCGCGAGGAUCCAGCGGCGGUUCGGGCUCCGAGGCGCCGCAUUCAGAGCCGCAGAUCAGGCAACAAUGAAGAUGCUCCUGUGUCUGGCAGUCGUCCAGCUGCUCCUGGCCCCAGUGCUGAUGGUGCCCAGUGUGGAUCACUGGGACUCAUGGGGUCCAUAUGGGGAAUGCAGUCGCAGCUGUGGCGGGGGUGUAACUACGAGAACCAGACGCUGCAUCACUCACAGGAGCGAUGGAGGACACAACUGUGUGGGACCCGAUAAGUCUUAUCGCUCUUGCAACAUCCAGGACUGUCCAGAGGGAUCCAGAGACUUCCGUGAGGAGCAGUGCUCCCAGUUCGACGGGACUGACUUUCAGGGGAGGCGCUACAAGUGGCUCCCAUAUUACGGAGCCGAGAACCCGUGCGAGCUGAACUGCAUCCCAAGAGGGGAGAACUUUUAUUACCGGCACCGCAGCGCCGUGGUGGACGGGACGCCCUGCCACCCGGGGCGGAGGGACGUGUGCGUGGCUGGAGUGUGCAAGCGUCUGGGCUGCGACAACGUGUUGGAGUCUUCUCAGCAGGAGGAUCCCUGCCUGCAGUGUGGAGGUAGCGGUCAGUCCUGCCACCUGGUCAAGAACAGCUUCACCGUCCCCAACCUGCAAACAGGCUACAACCAGAUGUUCAUCAUCCCUGUUGGCGCCACCACCAUCAGCAUCAGAGAGACGGCGGCCACACGCAACUAUAUUGCCAUCAAGAACCUGCGUGGGGAGUACUACCUGAAUGGCCACUGGGUGAUUGAGUUCUCCAGGGCGACGCCCGUCGCCGGCACCGUGCUGUAUUACCAGCGAGGCGCCGAGGGCGACAGCGUCCCUGAAACCAUCAUCGGCCGGGGCCCCACCACCGAGCCGCUUGUAGUCGAGCUGAUCAGCCAGGAGCCCAACCAGGGGGUGGAGUACGAGUUCUACCUGCCCAACGGCCGCUCCAGACAGGGCUACUACUGGAGCUUCGGCUCCUGGUCGGCCUGCAGCAAGGACUGUGGAUCAGGUUACCAGUCUCGCUCGGUCUUCUGCACCAUCGAUAACGAGGCCUACCCCGACUACCUCUGCGCGUCUUUGCCAAGGCCACAAACCAACCGCACCUGCAACCCCCAUCCAUGCCCACAGACCCACAGCUGGACAACCGGCGAGUGGAACACCUGCUCGGUCACCUGUGGCGGCGGCUCCCAGGUGCGCAGCGUGCAGUGCGUCUCCCAUGAUGCCUCUGGGCCCCGGGUGGUGGAGGACGCCGUGUGCGCCGCCUACACGGAGGCCCCCGCCGCGCUGCAGACCUGCAACAUGCAGCAGUGCGCGGAGUACCGCGUGAGCCGAUGGAGCGCGUGCUCGGCGACCUGCGGCUCAGGUGAACAGACCAGAGACGUGACGUGUGUCGGCGCCAACGGUGCCAGGCUCGACGAGCAGUCCUGCGGCGGGUCGCUCCGCCCGGCCUCCGUCCAGCACUGCCAGGUGGCCGCCUGCUCCGAGCGGAUCGGCUGGCGCGUCGGCGCGUGGGGCCUGUGCUCCAGGAGCUGCGGUUCCGGUUCUCGGGAGCGCCAGGUGACCUGCUCGGACCAGGAGGGCGUUCUGUACCCUGUGGACCAGUGCGGCGCCCACCCCAAACCCCCCGCUGUGGAGCGCUGCAACAGCCAGUCCUGCUACAGGCCACAGGCGGUUCCCAGCAUCCAGGACCCGCGAGGACACGAACACACCCAGACGGGCUUCCGGCCCUAUGUGCCUGACCACGCAACAGCUCGCAGGCCAGAGGCCGAUCCGUCCGGCCCCGGCCCCCACUGCAGCCAGUCCUAUUAUGGCUGCUGCCCAGACGGAGGCACCUCGGCCCGGGGCCCCCAGGGCCUGGGCUGUCCACAGGCCCCGGUUCCCACCCCCGCCCAGCCGCCCUGCGUCCACACCAGUUAUGGCUGCUGCCAAGAUGGGACGACGGCUGCUCAGGGCCCCAACAAGGAAGGCUGCGUGGAGUACGUGGCCCCUGAACCUACUGUUGCUCCUCUUCCUGCUGAGAAUGCCGUGCAGUGCCGAACCACCACCUACGGCUGCUGCUACGACCGCAGCACUCCUGCAGGAGGACCCAGUGGGGAGGGCUGCCCCCACCCGCCAAACCACAUUGAGCGCUCCAUCUGCUCCCUCCCCCGCGCCGCCGGCUCCUGCAGCAGCUGGGUGUCGCGCUACCACUACGACGUCGUCGCCUCGAAAUGCAUCCAGUUCUGGUACGGCGGUUGCCACGGCAACAGCAACAACUUCAUGAGCCAAGCGGAGUGCCAGAGGGCAUGUCAGGUACCUGCACAGAGCCAACCCGGCCCCCAGCCCGGCCCCCAGCCCGGCCCCCAGCCCGGCCCAGGCUCUGGAACAGAAACCACGCCUGGACGGGACAGCGAAGCGGGCUCCAGGGCGGGAGGCUCCACGGCCGGACAGUCGCGCAACAUGGGGAGGGUUUUCACGGCCCCCGGCGGCUCCACCUCCACCAGCAGACAGGCCAGCAGCGCUGCCAGGCAGGCCCACAGAGGCAGAAUGUACCUGCGGGUCCGCCGGCCUCUGCCCGCCACCGCCGCCCAGCACUCCGGCCCGGCCGCAAGUUUGACCCUCAAAGGAGUCACAAUCGAUAAGAGCGACCCUCCCACCGUGGAGGCCUUGGUCGGCCAGACGGUGGUGCUGCCGUGCAGAGUCAGCCCUCCGCCGUCGUCCACGGUCCUCGUGGAGUGGAGGAGGGACGGGGUCCCCCUGUCCACGCAGAGGCACCACCAGCAGCCCAACGGCUCCCUGCUGGUUGGUCCUGUCUCCAAGUCGGACUCUGGCUGGUUCUUAUGCAUCGCCACUCAGGAGCGAGAGCGAGAUCACCGCUACGUUCACCUGUCUGUCUCAGAAGGAUCCUCACAGCUGAUUCCUCCAUUGCUCCCCAAAGAUGGUCCGUCCCCGAGGUUCAGUAUCGAUCGGUCCAGCUCAUCUCUGCUGCACAUGCGAGCGGGACAAAGCGCGACCCUGCCCUGCACCGUGGUCCCGCCCUCGGCUCUCCAGUCCGUCAGGAUCCAGUGGACCAAGGACGGACGACCCCUCACUGAUUCCAGGUUCACUCAGGCUUCAGACGGCACCCUGAUCAUUGUCCCGCUGAGGUCCGACGACUCUGGCGUUUACACCUGUACGGCCUCCGGUCCGCAGCAGCUGGAGCAGCGGCAGCUGCAGCUCCGAGUCCGGGCGGAUCUGAAGAUAACAACUGCUCCAAAUAACGUCCAGGUGUCUGAAGGCAGCACAGCCCUGCUGCCCUGUGUGGUCUCAGGAGACAAUGUUAAUAUUGGCUGGUCCAGGAACGGUGUACCGAUCCGCCCGGACGGCCGUGACGUCCUUCAGUCCUCUGACGGCAGCCUGAUCCUGAAUAACGCGAAGCCGUCGGACGAGGGCACCUACACCUGCAACGCCUACACUGGCAUCUACUCUGUGAGCGCCACGGCUGAAGUGAAGGUCAUCAGAGACUCACAGCAAGGCUCGGACGUGCCCCCUGAGUGCGUGGACCAGCCGGAUCUGGCCAACUGCGAGCUGAUCGUUUACGCCCGGCUCUGCUCCAACUCCUACUACUCCAGCUUCUGCUGCGCCAGCUGCACCAGGCACUCACAGCGGAGCCACAGGUCGGCGCAGCUCGGCUAAGGCCAAAACUAUGGGAUGGCGGGGCGCAUGGAGGACUGGGGGGGGGGCAUUAAACACUGAAGAUGCAACCAGAGGUGGCAGAAGUACACAACGUCAGUAAAACUGAAAACACUCGCUUAAAUCGAACCUCAGCUAAAAGUACAAGUUGAACUAUGUUUGAAACGUUAAAGGACUAUUUACAUGCUACUACUAAAGUACCGUUGGUGAACAUUUAAAACCUGUUGAAUGUGAUGAGAAAAACAUUGUUUGCUUUUUAUCAUCCUAACAGUAAGUUAUUAAUCACUGGACCGUUUUAUAUAUGUUUUCAAGAGAAUCAUGAAUUUCUAUUUCAGGUCAUUUAAACGAAAUGAAGCAUGUUACACAUAUAUUUCAUAUCUGCUCUAGUUUUAACCACUACACCAUUUUAAAUGUAUAUUUUAUCUUUGACCAGAAGCUGUUUAUUUUUUAUAUCAUUAUUUGAUAAUAAAAAUAUUAUUUUC
Messenger RNA from Betta splendens (Siamese fighting fish), 4571 nucleotides. Its product is annotated as papilin-like. The record is from RefSeq and is a predicted model, not a curated record. The transcript has 27 exons. Bases 490 to 4092 code for a protein of 1200 amino acids. NCBI's taxonomy places the organism in Eukaryota, Metazoa, Chordata, Actinopteri, Anabantiformes, Osphronemidae. Gene Ontology annotation, cellular component: extracellular matrix. Gene Ontology annotation, molecular function: metalloendopeptidase activity; serine-type endopeptidase inhibitor activity. Gene Ontology annotation, biological process: extracellular matrix organization.